This is a messenger RNA of Pestalotiopsis fici W106-1, 921 nucleotides long. RefSeq lists its product as uncharacterized. The record is from RefSeq and is a predicted model, not a curated record. Gene Ontology annotation, cellular component: nucleus; cytosol. Lineage: Eukaryota; Fungi; Ascomycota; Sordariomycetes; Amphisphaeriales; Sporocadaceae. Gene Ontology annotation, molecular function: peptide-N4-(N-acetyl-beta-glucosaminyl)asparagine amidase activity. The transcript has a single exon. Gene Ontology annotation, biological process: protein deglycosylation; protein quality control for misfolded or incompletely synthesized proteins; glycoprotein catabolic process. The coding region runs from base 1 to 921 and encodes 306 amino acids.
AUGAUGCACACUCUUCUCAACAUCUUUGACUGGACCGGGCGCUUACCAGUGUGGGCCAACAUGGUGGAAACGAACAUCAUGAUCGCCACAAAUGCCGAUGUGGUACUGGCAAAUGCAAUCUCACGUGGCUUCCGUAGCUUCGAUCUCGCAAAGGCGUGGAAAGCCGUAUGGACGGAUGCAUAUGUGGCCCCUGACAAUGACACGGAAUUGUUAUACUAUGAUCGCGAGCCUGAGACAGGAUAUGAAGCUCGUGCAGGAUUGACGAGCUAUAUGGAGCGUGGCUGGGUCGCGAAUGAUGGAUGGUCGGAGUCUGCGUCCAGGACGUUAGACUAUGCUUUUAACGAUGCUGCUUGUGCUGUGGUGGCCAGAGCCAUAGGCGACAUCCAAGGGGCAGAAUCCUUGGAGAGGCGGAGUAAGAACUACAAGACCAUUUGGAAUAACGAAACUCAAUUGAUGCAAGCCCGAAAUGCGAACGGAACUUGGGCAAAUGAAACUUGGGGUUGGACAGAAGGAGACAAAGGGGUAUACACUUUCGAUGUGAUGCAUGAUAUCAAUGGACUGGCGUCGCUUUUUGCAGGUGGCCGUGAUGGCCUCAAAAACAAGCUCGACGAACAUUUCGCUGGAGGACACAAUUUGCACAGUAAUGAGCCCGCACACCACGUUUCCUAUCUGUAUUCUCUUCUUGGAGAUCCUUCGUCGACAGCGGACCAAAUCAGAUCGAUCAUGUGGGAGGACUAUAACGCAACAAGCUCAGGGCUCAGCGGCAAUGAGGACCUAGGCCAGAUGAGCGCAUGGUAUGUGUUCUCGGCGCUUGGAUUCUACCCUGUCAACUCUGCAAGCGAUGCAUAUGUUAUUGGUUCGCCGAGCUUUGAAAAGGUCACUCACUAUACGACUGCCAGCUGGGGCGAGGACUGGGGGUGA